Salvia splendens (bonfire salvia) is the source of this 5230-nucleotide messenger RNA. RefSeq lists its product as uncharacterized. The transcript is spliced from 2 exons. Lineage: Eukaryota; Viridiplantae; Streptophyta; Magnoliopsida; Lamiales; Lamiaceae. The record is from RefSeq and is a predicted model, not a curated record. Bases 1347 to 2783 code for a protein of 478 amino acids.
UGAGUUUUUCUAGUGGGAACAUUAUAAUCUUUUCUUUUAUCAUAUUUUUUUAGUUUUUUCUUUUGUAACAGGGAUAUUUUCUACCCCAAAUUGGUCACAAAAUUGCCCUAAUUGUCUCUUCUCAUUAAGAUUAUUUUUCUUAAUUUGUCUAUCAAGUUUUAUCUCAUUGCAAAGAGAUAAUCCUUCUUGGAUACAGAAUCCUAUUAAUUUACCAUAAGUAAAAUUAUCAUAAUUGAUAUUAAUAUUUCCUUUUCUUAAUUGGGUUCUUACUCUUUCAGCAAAGAGAUAAGGUAACCCAUCUAUGAAUUUAGACUUCCAAUGAGCACUAUUACUUUCUGGGAGUUCCAUAACUCUACUUAAAAAAGUAUCUUUAUACCAUCUAAAAUUAGUAAGAGUUUUGCAUCUUAAAUUUUGAAGUAGUGUUCUAAUAGUCUCACUAUUAUCAGAUCAUCUUCCUGUAAAGUGUUCCAUAAUAUUUAUGACAAGAGUAUAAACAGAAUUUUCUGUAAUAUUAUUGUCUUCUGUUUUUACCGAGGUAAGAAUAAUAUUUCUAUUUUAUGCGGUGAGAUAAUUAUCCCACCAACCUUUUAACUGACCUGUGAAGCCUGCUGUUAUCAUUUUUGCAAUUUGGCUAUCAGUAUUACCAAGAUUUUUUGCCACAGUACUAUACAUGAGCAUUCUAUGGAUAAUAUUUUGAAUGUGCCUAUCGUUAUAACCAUCAAUAUUCCAUUCAUAAAUAUUUUUUCCAUUAUAAGAAUUAUUUAUCGUAUACUCCUGUUCUUCAAUAAGGACAUCCUGGGGGAGUUGGUCUAUUAUAAUAAUAGUCAAAAGAACUAUGCUACGGUUGUUAAAGAAAUCCUGGCUAUCCUUAAAUGCGUUUUGAAAUUUCAAGACGAUUUAUAUAAUAAGAGUUUUUUAAUAAAAACAGAUUGCCAGGCAGCAAAAUUUCUGUUUGAUAAAGAUUUUAAGCACGGUGUUUCUAAGCAGAUGUUUGCUAGAUGGCAAGCGCAACUUGCUCCUUUUGAUUUUGAAAUUAUUUAUAAAAAAGGAUCGGACAAUAAUUUACCCGAUUUCCUAACUAGAGAAUUUAUUACUAAUGGUUAAUCCAUAUAGGAUUUGCUAUAACCAGGAGAUACGUGAUCUCCAAAAUAUGAUUUUAAAUUAUAAGAUUAGAAUAGAAGAACUUGAUAGAGAAAGGUAUUAUAUUAGAAGGUGGCGCCCGGCUACUUCCCUCGGACCUAUCUUGGAGGAAACUCUUAAUCUCAGAAGACUUAUAAGAGAUUGUGAGAGAAAAAUUAAUAUAAUUAUUCUCAUUGGUUUAACCUAAAACGUUUCAUUUUGUAGUUAUGCUCCCCAGAGGAAGAGGCCAAAGGAGCCAAUACCCUUCCUUUUAUAAAGGAAGAGGAGGUGGAAUCCCCAUCAUUCAGCAUGGUAAUAAGAAACUUUUUAGGGAAAAUAUCACAGGUAUCGACCAACUGGAAGAUAAUCCAGAAUUACUUCAGAAAGUUCAGGAAUAUCUGAACUCAAAAAAGGAUAGUGAGGGAACCUCAUCAUCUUGGGCUAAUAAAGUACAAGGUUCAACAUCCUAUGCUGAGGUAAUAACUUCAUCAGAAGAGAAAGAAAAGUAUAUUCCUUCUCCCUUCAAAGAUAUCAUUAUCUUCCUUGAAACUCAUGACCUUAAAUGGGAAAAAGAGCCUUGGAAGCUUAUGCAGCGUUAUAUGGAUACAACAUCAUAUGCUGCUCCUGCUUAUAAAAAAAGAAUUUUUUAUGAAGAAUUCCUGACAAGUAUGGGAGCUUGUGAGAUCAGGCAUUUCAAAACUUAUAAGGAGGCUAAAGUUUAUAAUUUUAGCAGAAUAAUAAUUAAGCAAAUAAUAACAGCUGAAGAUUGGGGUUUUGGAACCCUAAGAGAAAGAGAAUGUCAGAUUAAGAAUAAUAAUGGUGGCAGAGAAGUUAUAAACUUCAAUUAUUGGGAUAUAAAGGAAGCUUAUUAUAAAACCUUCUUUUACCAAAAUCCUUAUCAUAAACAUUCGUGGUGGAUUAAAAUCUGCCCAAAAGUCUAUGAACAAGGACUGCCAACCUGGAUAUAUGACUGGUGGCAGACCUUUGGAACUUCUGAGAAAAUACUUCCAGAAGAAUUUAAAUCCUUAUUUUUCAAAUGGAAACAUGUUUCUCCUGCAUUAAUAGAAGCAGAGAAUCAAAAUAGAUUUUUCCAUAAUAUGGAGACUCUUCAUUUUUAUGCAGAGUUUGGCAUCCCGUGGAUCUGGAAAUGGGAACCAGAAAUUGGUUUUGAUCAUAACAAUGUUCCGUGCCUUAAAAGGCAGUUCUCCACUAGGUUUUGGCCUACAAUGAUGGAGAAGGACAAGUCAGGAGAUAUCCAAGGUCUCCAGACUCUUCAAUUAAUAAAAGAAAGAGUUUCUUUUUAUAAAGAACAAAAGAGAGUUAAUAAAUCUCUGAAAAAAGACAUUACUCCUUUUGAAGAAUUCUUGAGGAAGAAUAUCUCAAAAAUGAAUGAGAAGGAACUUAUAGCAAAAUAUAUGGCUAGUAUUGGAAAAGACAUUGAUCAUAUGGAUGAAGAUGAAAACGAAGAAGGAGAUACAGAUAUUAAUUCUCCAGAACUCUCUCCAAACAAUGAUGAGCAUAAAAAUUUUAGGGAUGCUCAGGAUCCAUACGAAGAAGAAGAAGGCUUCUCAACAGAAGAUAAUUUUGAGAACUUCAUCAAGAUGAUCGAGAAAACGCCAGAUAAGGCAAAUGGGAGCCAACAAAGUGGAAAGAUGAAAGAAUAAAGGGUGCAAGCACUUUCGUCAGCCCUUACGUCAGCUGGAAAAUUAUAAAUUUCAAAUCCGGAUUUGAAAUCCGACUUUUGUUGUCUUUAAAUAAGGUCUUUUGAUAGGAAGAGAUCAGGAUCUCAUGUGUUGAGAUAAGAACUCUCUCUCUCUCUCUCUCUCUCUCUCGUAUCCCUCCAUCCUUACUCUUUUGUAAGAUAUCCUUCGGGAAAAGUUUAGCAAUAUAUAUUUUGUAAGUUUCCUCUACUCCUCUGUUUUUAAGUUUUUAUUUAUGAUUGGCUAAGUUUAUAAGUAUUGGAUAAACUAGACGAUAAGAUACUAAGGAAUUAAUUAUGGAAAUAUAAUUUUAAUAUCGAAAGGAAGAUAUAUCCAGGUUUGAUUAAUUAUUGAUUUUUAUGGCUAUUUCCUUGGGUCUGGAUUCGCCCGUUGCUGCCAAUGCUUUGGCGUUUUCUUGGGCUUGCCUCCAUUGACAUAGGAUGACUGGCCAUUUUAAAACAAUAAGAAAUCAGUAAAAUACCUUUUGAUAUAUUUAUCCUUCCCUUAUUAGGAUGAUAAUUCUAUAAUUAUGGCAUCCCCUUUACGAUCCUCAAGGUUAUGACCUUGAAAGAUGGUAUCGUAUGAUUGCUCUCUCUUUGAAAAAGGUCAUUUAUCAUGCUAGCUGUGCUGCUACCAAGAACAACUGACAAAAUGUUAUAGUCUCUACAGGUGGAUUUUCCAUCUACAGACUAUUAUGGGUCCAUAUAAUGUACUCCCUGUAAUAAUUUUGCAUUCACCAGCUAAUGUGCAGAAUGGCCUACUAAUUUAUGGAGUAGUUGAUGGCAACUUACACUUAAAGUAAAAGAGAUAGAAAAAAAGUAUUUGUAACAUGAUUAGUAUUUGUUAGUGAAAAAUAGGUUUCCUGUCAUAAAGGUACUCCUAUUUUACAUAGACAUAUCAAUUUAGAUAAAUUUAAUUUUAUUAAAAUUUUGGUAACUAGGUAUGUACUAAUCAUUAAAUCGGAUGAUUAUUGCAUCUCCCUAAAGUCAGGGUGAUUAUUAAUCAUCCCAAUUCAUAAUUUAAGAAUAUUAUGCGUUGUGAAAAUUUAGUCAUACUAAUAAUCUUUUAAGUUAUUCUACACCACAAUCAAUCCAAACACAAAAGUAAAUAAUUACUUAUGUUAUUAUAUGAAUAUUAUUUAACUCAUUCAUCAUACAAAACGUCCUCAUAAUAUUUUUUUAACAUCCAAUCUUAUUUAUCAUAUGAAUCUUGUCUAUCUCAUGUACCAAAUGCUCUCAUAUUGUUCUCUUUUAUGUCUCCCUUAAUGUUAAGAGAGAUAUACUAAAUCAACAAAAAAUAACUAUUUUUUUCUAGUUGAAAAAAAGAAAGUAGUGAAGUUUUGUAUUUUAAUAUGAAUAUGUUUUCCCACGUCAUAUUAAUGUGAUUAAAACAAUAUAUUCUUUCUUUGUAAUGAUAGUACUAAUAUUUACAAGCCGACAAGUGAUAAGUAGUGAUUUCUUUAAUAAAAUAUCUCGACUGAAUAAUCGUCGUUGACGACAAACGAUUAUCAGUUGUGGUUUCUCUCUCCACUGAUAGUUAGUACUCCCUCCGUCCUGGGCUACUCGCCCCUUUUCUUUUCGGCACGGAGAUUAAGGAAUGAGUGUAUAGGAAAGUAAAAAAUGACGGCUAUAGGUGAACAUUUUUACUAAAAAUGGAAAGAGUGCAAGUAACUUGGGAUGCCCAAAAAGGAAAUAAGUGCGAGUAGCUUGGGACGGAGGGAGUAUAAUUUAUCAGUAUUAUAAAAAACUAUUAAACUCUAUAAUUUUGGUAAUUUCUUUUAAACAAAAUAUACCUCAUUUUUGCAUUAAAUUCCCGACAAAUGAUUUUUUUUAUAUAUCAGAUGUUUUUAGUACGGCAGAAUCUCAGCCAUUUAUGCAGCACCCCACCAUGCUACGGAAAAGCCACUUUCAUUAAAGUGGACAAAUUGCACCACUCAUUGUUAAUUACAAUUUGCUUAUAUGGUGUCGAAUUAUCAAACAAUUACUCUUACAAUUUGAAAGGAUUAAAAACCAUAAAGUUAAUUAAGGAAAGAUAGUCCUGAAAUUUUGUGAGGGUUCAAAGAUUGGAUUAUAUUGUUACAUUUUCAACUUGUACGCUAAGGUUUUAGAAUAUAUACCUACCUGAGCUACCUCUCCUCUCUCUCUCUCUCUCUCUAUAUAUAUAUAUAUAUAUGUAUAUAGGGUAUAUAUAUAUAUAUAUACACUCCAUGAAACAUGUUAAUUAGACUUUCCUAAAACACGCAACUUGAAUGAAACAACUCAUACAAACUUUGUUGUGCACGUCAAAUUAAUUAAGGCGUAGUAGUAGAUUAAGUUAUCACAUGAAGAUGUAUUUGCGUGUACGUCAAAUUAAUUAAAGGUUUAGUAUAUAUAUACUUUAAUAAUUAAAGAUAAAAAAAGGUAGAAGAGAAG